AGGAAGGAGCCCGAGUCCACGAUUCCGAACGGAAUCGGUCUAGUCUUUUUUCGGAAACCACCAUGGGUGCCGCCGGUGGUGGCCUAGUCGCAGCAGCAGGGCUCUAUCCUGCUAUCUAUCAAUCCCCACAGAGCUCCAGUGUCCGCCAUAGCCAAGCCAAGAAGCUAUGGCCAUGGCUAUGGCCGUGCUUCACGCGGCGUGGCCUCGAUGCCAUCAUUCUCCUUCCCUCGUCCCCUCCCGUCUGCAGCUUGACCCGACUUUCCUUUUUUGCCUUUAUACCUCGCCUACGCUAACAAGCAUAUAUGUGUGCAGAAUGCCUCUGUCGUUGCGUGUGAAUUCGAAGGAUCCAAGGUGUGUAGGACUUGAGGUGGAGAAGAGGCGAUGGCAGCAGGAGGCGUGCUCGCGAGCGGGAUUGUCAGCGUGAGAAGUGUUUUCGGAAGCUUUGAAGACUCCGCGCAUAUGUUGAAGGCGGUUGAGUUGGCAGAGAGCAGCAAUGGCCUGACGGCACCUCAUCCGAAAUUCGGGUGUGUGAUUGCGCGGGGCAGGAGGAUUGUGGGAGGAGGGGGUUUGUAUGGUCAGGGGGCGAGAUCGGCUGAAGUGCAGGCGGUGGAGGAGGCUAGAGAGCAGGCCCGAGGUGCGACCGCGUUUCUGAGUUUGGAGCCGGGGGAUUGCGGGGGCGACGAUGCAGCGAUUGCCGCGCUCGUGCAAGGGGGUUUAGGGAGAGUGGUGGUUGGGAUGCGGCAUCCGCUGGCUCACUUCCGAGGUAAGGCGAUUGCCGCGCUGCGGCGGGCGGGGGUGAGGGUUGAGGUGGGAGGAGAGGAUUUUGGAGGUGGAGGGGCAAUUGAGGCUGCACUAAAGGCGUGCCAGUCUGCGAAUGCUCCGCUGUUGUACAGAGUGAGUCAUAAUUUGCCUAUGUCGACGUUGAAGUAUGCGAUGACUUUGGACGGGAAAAUUGCGGCUAGUAGCGGCCACUCUGCGUGGGUGUCGAGUGCAGUUUCCCGGCAUCGGGUAAUGAAAACAAGAGCGCAAAGUGAUGCUGUUAUUGUUGGAGGGAAUACUGUUCGCAUUGAUAACCCAAAUUUAACAACAAGGCUAGAAGGGGGCCACCAGCCUGACCGCAUUGUUAUGUCGCGCGCUUUGGAUUUGCCCAGAGAUGCCAAUUUGUGGGAUGUGUCGAAGGCUAAUACGAUAGUUAUGACACAGAAAGGAUCGAAUCUGGAGUUUCAGAAGCUCUUGACAUCUAGAGGGGUGGAAGUGGUAGAAUUUGAUUUCCUCAGUCCUCGAGCUGUCAUGGAGCAUUGUUACAUGCGAGGUUAUCUUUCCGUUUUGUGGGAGUGCGGGGGCAUGCUUUCGGCCCCUGCUAUCCAAGAUGGUGUAGUUCACAAGGUUUUAGCAUUUAUCGCUCCGAAGAUUGUCGGAGGGCUCCGGGCUGCGACUCCUGUUGGAGAGCUUGGAAUGGUGCAGAUGACGCAGGCUUUGAAGUUGUCCGAUGUUGCCUUCGAACAGACUGGACCUGACAUGCUGGUCACUGGGUACUUGCAUCCGAUUCCAGAUAUUUCUCAUGGUGAUGAUAAGUUAGCAUCCAUCUCUAGGGAAAACGUCGCAGUGAUCCCGAACAAGCCAUCAAUUAUUCGCUUCAACAAACCAUGGGAUCGCUAUGGUGCUCUGUCGACCCUUUCCUACCACCCCAUCACUUUACCAGAUUCUAUUGGUAACCCUGUGGUAUGGAGUAGCGUGGAACAUUAUUAUCAAGCUUCGAAGUUUGCAGGGGUGAACGAUCAGCUGGCAAUUCAAUACAUAGCUGAAAUACAGGGUGCUGAAAGUCCUGAAGAAGCUGCAAGGCUUGGAGAAACUUUGUCAAGCCAGAGACCGGAUUUAGUACGAAAGGAUUGGGAUGUUGUAAAAUUUCAAGUCAUGCGCACUGCUUUACAAGCUAAGUUUCUGGCUUACCCUGCACUCAAAUCAUUCCUUCUAUCCACUGAGGGUUCAGUUUUGGUAGAAUCUUCACAGAAUGAUUCCUUGUGGGGUGCUUCAAUAAAUGGUGUUGGACUUAAUCAUCUUGGCCGCUUGCUAAUGGAUUUAAGGGGAGAGAUUUUAAGAGGACCCCCAACAGGCAAUCUAGUGAAUGGGCACACUAAGACGUCAGUGAAUGACCACAGAUAUUUUUUGGAUCGUUGUCGUCAACAAGUCACUAGCCAAUAGGAACCAUUUCUUUUUGGAAGGCAAUGAGUACAAUGAAUCUCUUGGAGUCAAAUAGUUUGACGGCCCACUUUUGUUGUACAGACUCUUCCAUAAUCCAGGGAGUUGGGCACAGGUUGAAGUGAGUACUGUAGCAUAACUAACUUCAUUUCUCUCAGGAGGUCAACAUAGCACAGUUUAGCACGAAUUAUCUUUCAUUAUAGGUUCAGUCUCGGAGGUAUAUUGCAACGUUAGACACAACUGAAAAUCUCCUCUCUAGGCGAUGUUGGUGUCUAGAGAUAUGGGUUGAGUUUUAGGCCCAAUAUAGAUAUUUUUUGUAUAUCGCAUGCCUGCAAGUCAUCAAUUAUCAGUUUGCUGGCACCAUCUCCUGGGUCAUACGGACUUCUGUGGGAUGCUGAAAUCUACAUAUGUGAUCUGAAUUCAAAUUGUACGUUUUCUUUUA
Messenger RNA from Physcomitrium patens, 2641 nucleotides. RefSeq names its product riboflavin biosynthesis protein PYRR, chloroplastic. Gene Ontology annotation, molecular function: diaminohydroxyphosphoribosylaminopyrimidine deaminase activity; 5-amino-6-(5-phosphoribosylamino)uracil reductase activity; NADP binding. The record is from RefSeq and is a predicted model, not a curated record. Gene Ontology annotation, biological process: riboflavin biosynthetic process. Lineage: Eukaryota; Viridiplantae; Streptophyta; Bryopsida; Funariales; Funariaceae.